GUAGGUUUAGACUGGAUGAUAGGAAGAAAUUCUUUACUGUGGGAGUGGCAACACACCUGAACAGAUUGCCCAGGGAAGUUGUGUAUGCCCCAUCCCUGGAAGUCUUUAGGGCCAGUCUGGAUGAUACAGCUCUGAACAACCAGGUAUAGUGGAAGGUGUCCCUGUCAAUCACAAGUGGGUUGGAACUGGAAGUCCUUUUACGUUUCCUUCCCACCCAAGCCAUUCUGUGAUAAGUGAUUCUAUGCUUUCCUUGCUCUGUAUUCAAAUUACAUUAAUUCUUCAGCAGCAGGAGGGAUGUCACAGCAAUCACUGCUUGUUUACACAGGAUGUAACAGGACCAAUUUCUUUGGCCUAUGCACUUUAGUAUUUGAGUUUUUUGAAAUAGCAGACGUCAUUAGUGUCAGUACUAUCAAUGCUUGUGGUGGUGGUUUGUGCUUUUAGAAGUUUUCAAGGAAAGACUAACCUGCAAUUGAUUACUUUGUCUGAGAAACAAACCUGAAAGAGAGGAGAUGCAGCUAUUUAUAUAGCUUUUGCCUCUACCCACCUAUUUCUCUUUCCAGACAUGGAUAUAUAAAGGGGUCAUAGGGGUUUUCACACUUUAACCCUUCCCUUUAGUACCAGCUGAUGUGACAGCAGGUAAUUCUGCAUUCUGUGAUGGACUUAUGGUUAUGCCUUGUGCAGCCUUGCUGUUUGGAGGUAGCACAAUUCAGUUUCCUGGAGAAGGUCAUCAUCACUUAGCUAUAGGUUCUGAUGCUGAUGCUUUUAUUUUUCCUGUUGGGGCUGUUACCCAUGAACAACAGAUUCAUUGGAUCAAAAGAGGGCAAAGAAGGGGGGAUGUGUCAUUGCAGCCUGAUGCUUAGGGCAUGCAUCUGAGAACAGGAAAACUUACAGCUUCUUUUAAUCUUCCAGAAGUGUCCUUUUCCUUCAUUCCUGGUGCUGACAUGAGAGUUGGUAUGCCUUUGGGCUGAGCCAGAAUUUAUCUGUCUUAAAGAGACACAUAGAUACAUACAUAUAUAUAUAUAUAUACACAGAGAUAUAUAUAUUUUUUUUUCCCCUGAAGUUAAUUUUCCUUUUCCCUUUUUUGAGUUAGUCUUUGCUAGCUCCAUUUAUGAAGUGUCUCUUGCUGCCACAGUACAAUUGCUAGAGCUGGCAUGCAAGAGGAAGGAAUUGGUAGCUGAAGCUGAAAUUGCUAACAGGGCUGGAAAUGUGCUUUUAAAAGGAAUUAUAUGGUAUUAAAACAUGUACCUACAACAUGAAUGCUUAGAUACUAAAAAACUAGGAUGGAAAAGCAUGACCACUUUCUGCUUAUAAGGGUUAUUACCACUUUCCUAGUCCAAAUCUGAAGCCAAAGGUGUUUUUUGGAUUAGACUUUUGUUUUUCUCUAGAGAAACAAUUACCAGUUUGGCCUUUGGGUCAGAUUGUGGUCCACAUGGGGCUAGUUUUGCAAAGGGAAGAAAUACAAAAGGAAAAUCAUGUGGCAAAGUAAAUAAUUCCAAAAUUAAAUAUAAUAGAUUAAAAAAUUAUUUAUUUCUCAUGCUGUAAAUGGCACAGUGUUUCUGAUGUAAUUCAGCAGAUUAUUCCUGGGUGCAUGGGUACCUGAUCCUGCCUUCUAAUCACUUGCAUGCUUGUCCCCUCAGUGGGAACAGAGCUGCCGUCAGUACAGCUUGAAACACAACUGAUACUCCAAACCCUUUUCAGUUGUUCAUGAAUAGAAGUUAUGAGUGGAGUUUAUUACAUGUCACAAACCUGUGGAGUUUACCCAUUUUUUACAGACAUGAGCACUGUGGCAAUGAAAGACAAUUUGCUUGUAGGACCACAAGAACUUAAGAGCAGGGCCCUCAUAUAUCCUGACUCCUCCUUAGGUGGCAUGGAGAAUGGUUAAUCUUCUUUAUGGGCUUAUUUUUGGCUUGACCUUAAUUUUGACUUGCUGCAUUAAUUUGUUUUACAGUUUUUUGGAAGCCUAUACUUCUGUGUCAAAUGAAGUGUGUCAAGCUGUGGUUUUGAGCUGCCUGCCCUCAAAUAUGGCCAUUUGAAAAUCAUCACCGCCAUUGCUUCCUAGUUCCAGUGUGAUUAAAUUUCUUUGCAAAACUUUGCUGGGUAUAUACAAAGAAACAAGGUGCUGACUAACCAUGUUUUUAAUAAUUUUAGGUGACAGGCACAGCAGCUCACACAUUUUAGUACUAUCAAUUCCUUGCUGCUGCCAUCAGUGAAAACAGUGGUUGUUCUAAAGUGUACAUGGUAGCACAGGCAUGGCCUUAAAUUAAGUGGCCUCAAAAAUAUUCCCAUGAUGGUGUACAGUAUGCCUUGUGAAUGUAGAUUCACUGCUUUUUUUUCUUAGCUGCACCUUACCCUGUAAAGCUAUGAAUCAAAGAUGAAGAAGUCAAUGAGGAGAAAUGUUUUAUAUCUAGGCACUGAUACUCAUGUCCUUUAACUUGGGUAGUAGAAGUCUGUUGUUUUGGUGUUACAGAACUGUUAUGAGGUAGUUGACUUCACAGAUUUGUAUAGAUCACAGUUAAAAUGAGUAGAAAAUUAUCUUAUUCCAUUUUCUCUAGAGUAUAUAAAUACACAUUAAUAGCAAUAUGAACAUAUUUUACCAAAUCCUAUAGUCUGGUAAAGACCUUAUAUGAUUUGGGUUACCUUUUUGGAUCACAAGCUUACUUCUCUACUUAGGAGAAUUUUGAUGUUUUCUCAGAGAUGAGGUAGUUAUCAAGAUAAAGAAGUAUUUGAAAGAUACUGACAGUAUUUGGAGCUUGACCAUGCUUCUCUAGAAGGGAGCAUUAGAAGAAAAGAUGGUGACAUAGAAUAGUGUGUUUUAUCCAUGAACCAGUCCUAAUAACUUAUUUAAAAGAAGACUAGACAAUGAUAAUUCUGGCAUUUUUCUGUUUCAUCUUGUGAAUCUGAGUGUUCCAGUCUAUGUGUAUAUUGUUGAGACCUAAUGUGUUUUUACCCUUACCAGUUUACACACUGGAGUAGUUUAUGUUAACCUAGUUUCAAACAGUGUGAGCUGAGCUGUGCUGGGUUGAAAGAGACUGGGUGGAGGUGGCUGAGCUCCUGGCUGAACGGUCCUGGAGCAGGAGGAAGGAAGAUGGGGUGCAGUCUUGGCUUCUUGAGGUCUGUACUCUGCAUCUGUCGAAAAGUCAUAGGAUGGAGGAUGCAGCUCACCAAACAGGAUUAUUAUUCCAAAGGGGGAAAACAUCUCUAGAGAAUUCCCAAUAAGGUGAUGUUUUCAUUGUAUGUUUAGAAAGUGAUCAGAUGACAACUGAGAUGAAAAUGUCAUACUCAAGUAGUGUGUAAAACAUAUGGACUCCAAAGUCUCUUGUGCUUUGUGAGAUUAAAGACCAUUUACUUGAAUAGAGAAUGUUUCAUCCAUCACCUUUCCUCUGAUACAGUGUCCUUGGAUCAACUUGGAAAAGUAAGGUUAGGGAAGUAAGAUUUUUUAAGCUGUCUUUAGAAAGAGAAUCAUUUGCCCAUAGUGAACUGUGAAUCACGAACCCUGUCUUUGCCUGCGGCUUGGUCUGCGGGUCAUUGUUAAGAAGGCCCUGGAAUGAAUGCAUUGUCCUCCAGAAAAGAAAAGAUUGAAUUUUGGUUUUAAGAUAUGUCCUUUCUCUUUCUUUUGCUGUCAGCUCAUCAUUUACAAUUUCUGGACUGAGAUGGCUGGCUUUGAUUUGUCCAUAAGGAUGGCUAGAAUAUUUUGUGGCUCUUUCAGUUUAACUUUUGUAGGCUACUCUGACUCAGUGCCAGCUGGAUUUUAAUCCUUACUACUUUCUCCACUUUUUAGUGCCAUAGCAGCUUUCCAAUUUCCAUGUGCCUUUCUUAUUUUGAAGUAGUGAACAAAACAUCUGUCUGACUAGAGAGUUUUUUAGUGUUUAGCUUUACUGAAAUAUUUAAUGUAAUAUUUUAUUCCUUGAAAACACAUGAUACCUAGUGACCCUGUUUAUCUGAUGUCAUUAUUUAUUGUUUUAGACUUUACCUAGAGGGGCUUUGUGCUCUGCACAAUGAACUCCCAAGAGCUGGAGUUCCUUACUGCUGUUGCACAAGGAGUUUGUGUGUUCAGGACAGAUUAAAGCUUGCUCAGUCGGUGUGGGGUUAACAAAUGCAGUGGGCAGGAGAAGUCAUACUGUUCUGGUACUGAUGCCAAGCAAUUAUAUUGGAUGGCUUUACAGACUUACUUCACCAGAUUUGAGGACCAGAUAAUUGAAUCUGCUGACAUCCAUGUGAAUUGUAAUGGCGCAGCUCAGUCCCCAUGAUUUUAGUGAAACCAAAAGACUUCCUCCUGAGCUGAGGAAUCGAGGUUUGGCUGGAUGAUCUGGUAAAGCAAAAGGCUGACUGUGAGACUCUAUGCCUACUGAAAUUAAUAUUCCACAGAUAUGUAGGUAUUGGGGUGUCAGUGUAGGAUGCUGUGACCUUCCUAAGCACUGCAGACAUUUUAGUUGAGCUGUCUGGUGUGAAGGUAGGCUCGUGCCUGUGAGGUCUGUGUCACAGCAGCAAGCAUGCUUGCAGUAAUAUGUCUUCAACAGCUGACCUAGUCUGAACAGUGACGGGAGAGUGACCUUGCAAUUGUGCUUCUGCUCUAACUUUGAUACAGGGGUCAUGUUAUGUGUUGUUUUCUUUGUAAAUCAGGUUGCCUGUGCCUUCUGCAGAGUCUACAUUUUUCUGUUUCACAAUACUUUGUGCAAACAUCAUUUUUUACCUUAGAUUACAGAAAUACAUGAGAUACAGGGAUAUAUUGGAUUUGAAAAGAAACAAAGCUAGUCUUUGUAAUUCAUCAGCCUGUUCUUUUUAGAGUAUUUUGUCACUAAAAAAAUGUUUUACUUAUUCAUAUAGCAUGCAUGUAUGUAAACAUUUACAAGAAAAAUAAUAAUUUUACAGAUACCUGUUCCACCAUUUUGUUAUUCUUUUUCUUCCUCCAAAUUGUUACUGUACAUUACAGUUCGGGUGUGAUAUGUCAGAUGUGCAAAAACCCCUAAAAUUUCAAGUAAGAUGGGGGUUUUUUUUAUCAUACUGUAUAUAGCAUUUUGCCACAGGACAACUUUCUCCCAAUGGCAGGGCACUGAACAGCUUGCAUCUGUGGGAAAGUGGUAGCAAAAUUGAUGGAACAGUCUGUUCCUGCCGAUGUUCAUUUCGAUGCCCCAGAAUACGGCUUUCAGCAUCUCUGCUGCCAAAGCAUACCCUAAAUUGAUGGGACAAAAGGAACAACCUGGAUCUUCCAUGUGUUAAAGUGAGGAAAUGAAAUCUUAAAUCUCAUUUAGGUUUGGAAUUAGGUAGAUUGGCAAUGCCUGUGGAGUUCAAAUGGGGAAAAAGAGGAGUCUCUUACUCCUCCCUAUCAUGCAGCUCUCUGAAAGGGGUUGGAAGUAUUUAGUGGAAGGUAGAAGCAGACAAGCAGGAGAGCUUUUCUCGCAGUAGCCAAAACUGAGUUGAAAAUGAAGGGAAAAAGGGAAGAUGUGAAAGUCUAAUGAAAAAACAUGUUGAAUUUAAAAUGUACCUUAGGAAAUAUUUAAGAGAAAAAAAUUCUGUGUCGUCUGCGGCAGGAAAAUAUCUGGUAUUACUUCAAGCUCUCCAUGUGAUCUGCUGAAGUGCUGAACCCUCUGGGGCAGUCCUAAUUUAUCAUCUCAUUCUUUUGCAAGGGUUCACAAAAUUUCCAAUAAGGUGCCAGAAAUCAUGUUGCUUGUAUGCAGCUUUUUCUUCUGCUUCCCAUUUUUUCCCACAGCAGUGGCACCUACCUCUGCUUCCAUUCAGGCUGGAGAGAAGCCUCCCAUUGGUGUGGGCAAUUUAGGAUAGGACCUGGUACUUUUUAUAAAAGAGGUUCUUUUAAACAAGUGUAGGCAAGGAAAUUGCAACAUUACUUACAAACAUCCUCUCCUACUCACCUUAAUGUGAAAAUGCCAUGAAAUAGUAGGCUCAGGAAUGUGUAUAGAACAAGGCUUUGAGACUUUUAUAUGUGCUCAGUGAGGAUAAAUUUUGUGGAGUGUGUGUACUUUCCUUCCUGGCUUUAUCACAAUGCUUGGGGUUCUUCCUACUGGUCAUAAGCUGUUGCUCUAUUCUUCAGCCCUAUAACAAGAAAACUCAAGUACACAGCUUUGCAGGUGAUUGCUGGCCUUUGCCCUGUCUGACUUAGGUGAAGACAUCAGCACAGUUUUGAUUUCAGUCAUGUACAUGGGGCAUGCAGUCACAUCAAGGACCCUUCCCAAGGAAGAUUGUUCACAAGUACACUUGGAUUUACUAAGGUUAUACAUCGUUUGUAUAAACUGCUCUUACAUACAUCUACACAAAACUGGAACACAAAGGUUUCUUUUAUGUUUUCUGAUUAUAGAAUCAUAUGACAUUCUUUAAAAUUAGUUCAAGAAAUUGGUAAAAAUCAAGCUAUUUAAAUGUAUUUUUGUAGCUAGAAAGUAAGCUUCAAUGUCCCACAAACCAUUUGAUAUUUAAAAAUACCAGUAUAUGUGAAAUUCCAGCUUUCUCCCCAGCAUUUCUCCAGAGAGAGACCAAAUACAUUAUCUUUGACUUCUUUUGUUUAUCAGCGAACUAAUAAGACAUUCCUAUUGUAGCGCUGGUCUCGGAUGUACCUUACGCUGUGCCUUGCUAAUAGAGCAGGUUUGUUCCAUCGGGGGUUAAGAAUAUUUAAUCCUUUAACGCUGACAUAUACAACACGCAGCCGUGUCAGCUACAGCUGUUUCCAAACAUCAGUAACAAAAUUAUAGAUGGUUUUGAAGCUUCUGUGUUGGAAAUGAAUACAUUUGAGGAUUCAACUUGCUGACAGUGUUUAUGUAAUUUAAUCUUGCCAUCUGGAAGAAAGUAAACAUUUUUUAGGAAAUUGAAGUUAAGGUAGCAAGCCCCUUGUGGUUUCUGGCUGUUGCAAAUAAGUUAAGUUGUACCAAGUUGAUGAAAAUCUUCAAUAGGGAGGGGAUCAUGGUUAUAUUUUAAAGAUUGUUGUGCAAGUGCAUUGAUGCAUAAAAUUGUUUCAGAAUAUCUGCAUUAUUAACUUCCCUGCUUAUUCAAUUGUUAGAUGCCUUUCUUCUGCUCAGAUAAAACCAGCAUGUUUUUUCAGUGAAAUGUGAUAAAACAUGAGAAGCAUAUGCAUGCAGAAUGAAUAGGUGUAACUGAAGCACUUAGGUGAUUGCUUUUCAUCUCAUAUUUUUCUGUUUAUUUCCUUAUUCUUCCUUUUGUUUGGUUCUUUUUCAUUCUGUAUUACAUUUUGCUUUUCAAAAUCUACUCUUUUUUUUUUUUUUGUUUGCUUUUUAUUUGCUUUUAUUUAUUUUAAUAUUUUUUCAAAGUUUUUGCUUAGUUUUCUAAAGAAACCUUUUACACAGUCAUGCCAUGUGUGUAUCAGUCCCCCUGUGAUAAUUUUGAACCUGGUAGUCACUUUCAAAUAAACAGAGAGCCAGAAGAAGAUUCCAAAGGCGUUGGAUUUGCAUAGUGUGCAAGUCCAGGUGGCUUGGUGGAGAGGAGAAACAGUGCCCUGCAGAAUGAGCUAUGUGGAGAAAGAAGGAACGACUAGAGAUAUCUUUGCAAACCAGGGCUAAUUACGUUGUUGAGGAAAUUGCUUGAGUGCUAGCCCAUUCCCUCCUGUUUUCUGUUGGAGCAGUCUGAUGAGACCUUUUACAUGAUGGGGGGAAGUCAAGAUGCUUUUAUACUUGCUGUGGAUGAGAACAUUUAUAUAAAUAAAAUAUAUUUAUGGUGGGAAGCUGAUUUUAGAUAUGCAUGAUUUGAAGGGGUGGACAGUUUCAGUCAUUUUACACGUGGAACACAUGAUAGUUUAAUUUGUCUUUAGUUUUGUCUUAGCCUUUAAGAUCAUCUUUAUCUUUUUGAAGGAUAUUUGCUGCUUUGUUAUUAUUAUUUAAUGAAAUCUUUAUGUUAAGAUUCUGAAUUAUGCAACAUUUGUUCAAAAUUAUAGGAUUUUGUGAAAAGACCAACAAGCACCUGAGCCAAUAGUAUGGUGGUUGUGCCCUUGGCUCCUAAGGGGAGAAGGGCAGGAAAAAAUUAGCAGAGGUAUGGACUCAGCAGAAAUAGCUUGGUAAUAGUAACAAGAGAAAACAGUUUUCAGCAUUCUGGAAAGGGUCACUAAAACCAGAAGAAAGGUAUAGUCUGUUCCUGUUUAACUUUGGUGUCUGUGGUUUCAGCUGGUUCCUAAAACUCUGCUUUCUCUGCUCUUUGAGAUUAUAUUCACCCUUCCUUCUUGAUGUCUGCAUCUUCUUGCUUUGCUCUGUUCUGCUAAAGCAUUGAUUAUUUACUUAGGCUUGUGCAAGCAUGCUAAUGUUCUGCUAAAGUUAAAAAUACUGUUGCCAUAUAGUAGCUAGUCAAAUAAUGGGAUUUUAAACUGAAAUAUCUAACUUCAUAUUCAGUGGAAGCUGCCUGUCAGCAUUUUUAUAGGUCUGAAUAGGCUUUUUAAAAGGAUCUAGCUCUAAGCCUUGAUAAUUGAACUUAAGCUCGUAAGUUACUUAUCUACUCCUGAAAUUUAAACCUGAUCCAUGUUGUAAAACUGCAAUGAAGAACUACAUGAAAAUGAAAUAGUAUGUUAAUGGAGAAUUUCUCAUUUGGAAUUGCUUUUUAGCAAUAUAAGCAACAAUUUUAGGAAUGUUGAUCUGAUUUUUAUUGUCUUGUAUAUGAAUUACUUUAUUAAGCGAGCUAUUUGGUGUCCAAAUCAUGGCACAUUCCAACUUUGGCAGUGUGAUCUAGGCAUUGUACUGGAAAUAAAUACACAGACUGGUGACUUUGUAAACAUUUAUGGCUGUGCCCUGUGUUAAAUAAGGACUAUGCUUUAUUUUCAUGCAAUAAAAUUUAAUUAGUUGUAAGUCAGGUUUUGCUUUAGUUGUAAUUAGUUUAGCAUAUAAUUAUUCUGUCUAAUAGCAAUCUGAAAUCUGCAAGCAUUUUGAUCUUAUUCCAAGUUAAAAAAAAGAAACCCUCUUAGAAGUAUUCAAUCAGUAGCUAUAAUAGAAUCUUAUUAGUCAACCAUAUUAUAGACUGUGUAAAUCUUUAAGUGAGUGAAGCAGUGUUUUCACUGGUGCUUGUUAUGUAUGGCAUUAAGAAGAUUUAUAAAAAUGCUUUAUAUUGGACUUGCAACUUCUAUAUCAUUUGGUAAAAAUCAGUGAUCUGUUUUUUGGUGAGCUUAGUAUUUACUGGUUUGACUUUUAGCUCUUUUUAAUUUUUAUUUUAAAAUUAAUUUUAAAGGUCUAGCUUUUGUAAGAUAUAACUGGGAACUGUUUGUGUGAAAAUAGUAAUACUUCAGUUUUAAUAAACAUACAUAUGUUAAAUCUCAUAAUUUACACACGAAUAUUACUACCUAUUAAAGAGUAUUGUAAUGAUUAAUGAGUACUUUUUGAACAAUAUCUUGUAUCUUCUACCUUUUGGAUGUGGCUGGUUGCCAUUCCCAACAAAGUUGCCCUGCCAAGGAAUCUUCCGACAGCUCUUCCUAUGGAUUUCCUUACGGGAACAGCAUUAAAGCAAGAGAUAAAUGCAGAGUCUGGCAUGUUAUAAGCUGCAGUGGAGUGAUGGGGAGCAGAGCUUCUGUUCUCACUUCCACCCUAACCAGCUUAUUUUUUGCUAGCAGUAGUUUACAAUCUUGCUUGCUAGUAAUGUUGUUCUAAAUUAAAUUUCACCUGUAUUAUUAAUUUUAAGGUUCUUAUAUGUUUCCUCCAUAAAAGGGCUCUCUCUGAGCUGCUCAUCAUUUCAUCAGCCUAUAGGUCAGGAAAUUAUGUCUAAUCAGAGCAUAGGGAUUGGCACUUUUUAAGGAAUUGAACAGUCAACAGCCUUUUACUUGAUGAUAUUUGUCUUUUUGAAACUCUGUGGUCUGAUUAGGAGGAAUAAAUGACUUCACAACUAGAAGAGAGAUACUCAAACAUUUACAUUUAAAAAGGAAUAUGUACUUUAGCUUGAGAAGAAAUUGCCUCAUCUUUAAGGAAUAGGAUUUUCAGUUACUUCUCUGCUUUUCCAAUUACCUACCCUAUAAAACUCAAAAAAGUAGAUAUUUCUGUUAACUCAUAUGAUAUGCCUGCUAACUUUAACUUGUCACUUUCCCUUCUAGGGUUUCUAUUUUGCAACAAUGAUUAGGGUACAGUUCUUAAUUCUGUUUCAGAUUUUGUUUUUUUUUUUCCCAGAGCAAUCAUACUGAAAUGAUCUCGCAUAUUUUAGAAGUAUCUUUUAAGAACAAGUAUGUGUUUGUUUAGUAUUAUUACAUGCAUAAUUGUGUGUGUAUAAAUGCUUAUGUAUGCAGGUAUCAUGUAAUUAUAGAACUCAAUACUGUGUGUAUAAGUGUGAAUACGUGCAUAAUGCAGAAUUAAAAGCUUGAAACAGAACACAGUUGUGUAGCAUCUUGAAAUUGUUUUAUUUGCAUGUGCCAACUUCUUAAAUAGCAUUAUACUGGGGCCUCAGUGAAAGGCUGUUGUAAGCUCUAAUAACAAUAAGUUAAUCUCUAGGCGAACAGUAUGGAAAAUACAACUUUUCUUGGUGGUUUGCCUUUUUUGGUUUUUUUUUCCUUCCCAAAUGAAGCUAGUCUAAAAAUAUUUGAAUUAUCAAAACAAAAGGGAAAAAUAAUUUUCCUGGUAAUAAAGUGGUAUAUAUGUAUUUAUUUUUUGUUUCCAGUCUACUUUAAACCUUGUUUUAAAACAGCACUCUUUAGGCAUCAAUGGGUUGAAGUUCAUUUGCAACCCAAAUGUAAUAAUAAAACCAAGUCAAAUAUAUUCCCAUUAUCACUCAAGAUGCUGUAGUUAGAAGAUGGAUAUAGAAAUGGUACAAAAUAUCCAGCUGCUCUACAUCAAAAACUAGUCCAAGUGCAAAUAAAUACUUGGAAAUGUUUUGUCUUUAAAUUGAAAAGAGUCCUGAAAUAAAAAGUGAUUCAAUUCAAUGUGACAAAUGAAGUAUGAAUUCCAUUUUGCAGUAAGUAAUAGGUAGGGUUUUAUUUUUGUUCCUUUAACUAUGUUUCACCCAGACAUAUGAAUAUUGUAUUUAGUACUAAAUGGUUUCAGAAGAUGAAAGUUACCAAUUGUUGGAGCCUGUCCUCAUUUUCUAGGCUGCAGCCACUGAACUGACAAGGAAAGCAGGGAUGUGAAAAUCUAGAAUAAUAGAAAGCAUUCACAUCUCAUGAAGCUGAAUUUCAGCUGGGUGCCUUAAAUAAGAAAAGGUCAAAUAUGAGGGGAAGUAUCUCUUCUCCAACUCAGAGACAGUCUCAGAGGGUCUUCCAGCCAGUUAGGGCACUCACUUUUAGGUUUUUAUUCACUGCAAAUACACAUACACUCCACAAAAAACCAAAACAAGCAAGAAAACAAAACAAAAAAAACCCUACAGAAAAACCCCAACAACAAAAAACCCCACCAACUCUACCACCUCUACUUUAGACUCAGUAUGAUCCUUAUAUUUUAUGUAGUUUAAGUAUCCUGUACGGAAAAGAAAGUAUUAAAUAUCUACCUCAAAGAAUCAGAAAAUACCUGCCUUUGCUUUCAUUUGUGUUGGGGUAGCUGUGAGCAGCACCAUGGGAAAUAAAAUGACUGUUUGGCUGGGUGUAGUAGAGAUCAAGAGCAAAGUAAUGGGGAAAAUCCUUAAUUUUUUAACAGGUUUUCUAGAGCAAAGAUCUGGUGAUUUUAUUUCCUCUUGUCCUAUCCUUUGAGGAUCCUGGCCUGCUGUGUAGUUAAUUAUUGAGCAAGAUUAUCAGGUUGAUUUAUAUGGGAUCCCUGUUGGAGAAGUGUCACCAAAUUUGCUACUUGGUGACUUGUUUAGGUGUAUGUGUUGGGUUUGGGACAUUACUUGUAUUUUUUUUCUUCCUUUCAGUGCCUAAUAAGUUGGAAAAUGUUUCAAGGUCUGUUAAAACUUGCAUGAGAUUAAGAGAUUAUAGGAAUAUGAGUCCUCUAAACUUAACAUAGUAGAAGAGUAGGUGACCUUCUGGAGAGCAAUGGCCAAGAAAGCCAGAGAAGCAGGUUAAGUACCUCGCUAGAGGAGGGUGGAAUGGGCGCCAGGUGGCAGCCUUUUCCCAUAGCUGGCUAGGAACUGAUGGAUGGCAGUGCACCAGAUCCUUCUGAUAGGCUUCCAAAAGCUUCCUUUUAUUGCUCUCCUCACAGUAGCUUCUCACUUAUCCUUUCUUUGCUUUUGGAGUUGUUGGCUUUGGGUCAGCAGUUUGGGAGGCAGCAGAUGCUGUGGUGGAUGUGGAGCUGCCAGGGUGGUGCAUGGCUUGUUGGUCAUCAGCUGACAGGGACGGCCGCUGGCACUUCCCCAGAGCUGCCAGGGGGCAGAGCCAGGCAGGCAAGCAUUGUCUGCAUCACAUGGAGAAUGUGUAGGGAAGGAAGUGAGAGGAUAGCAGCAAAAGGAAAGAGAGAAAGGAGGAAUCAGGAUUUUAUCAAAAAGGGGUAAGUAACUGAAAAUCAGUUCUGUGGAAGUAACAUGGAGAAAUAUAUAGAUAAGCAUGCGAUAUAAUAAAUUUGAGGCAAAGAAAAUCAUGUAAAGAAGAAAAGGCAAUUGUUCUGUCUGCUCCUAUUUACUUGUGUUCCAGGAAAAGCACUUAAAAAACAUUACAAAGAAAGCAAAUAGUCAAAAAGAGAAGAAAGAAUAAGAUUGAACUGAUUUUCUCUUGAAUUUUUUUAUGGGCAGUUUCUGGAGAACCUACUUCAAGCUGUAGUGUGGGAAGAGAGAAGAGACAGUUGAAUGAAACAGAGUAUUGGAUAGCUGAUUAUAUUGAUGUUUUUUCAUUUGCCCAGCCUAGCUUAAACCCCUGGUUGUUCAUGAUUAUAGAGCAGUAGCUUUUCCAUCUGAUAGCCAAGUUUGUGCUCUUCAGAUUUGCAUCUUCCCAGUUUGAAUGGCACAGUGGCUUUUGACACUUUUCCAGAGAGACUGUAAACAUUGAAGCUGCCAAGGCAAAAUGCAUUCUGAAUCUAUAGUUAAAAACAUCAUGUUUCCAGCUAGUGCCUCUUGCUGAAUCCCGAAGCAUGUAAUAUGAAUUGCUUUGGAAAGCAUUUUGUAUCCUUAAGAUAGAAAAGCAUAUUUCAGCAUCUGAUAACUAUAAAGAAACUUCCAAGGCUGCUGAUCCAGAUGCUUUAAAAUAGGCUUGAAUUUAGUUAAAUUUUAUUUCAGGCUGCUUUUACUGACCUUCGCUCCCCUUUUCCCCUUGCAUAUUCCCUUGGUGGUCUUUCAAAAGCCAGGUGUCUGGGGUUGUCUCCAGCCUACUCUGAAAACACCCCAGGCCUUGGAUUAAUACGAGGGCUGCCUUUUAUUUAAGUCCAUCCAUUUACAUAAGGCCUGCUCAGUCAAACCCACUUGCAAUGUACAGCCAAGUUGAACCGAGACCUCAGCAGGUGACUAGUGCAUGGUCCUGGAUUUUACUGAAUUUAACUUAGUGUUGCACCUUCUUGCAAUGAAAACUGAGGAAUAUUGCAGAGGGGGUUUGGAUUUCUGAUUCACAGAGGGAUGUUGGAGAAAUCUUUGAUCUUUGUGUGAAAGAAAUAAAGAAAGAAUAGUAUUUGUAAAAAUGUGUUCCUGCUUAACGGGUGUGACUACAGAUCUAAUAUCAGGAUGAAACUUUCAUUGUGUAUACAUGGCAUCACAAUACAUUGUUAAAAUUAAAAAUACUUCUUCAGCAUAUAGAUCAGACUUACCUGGACUGCAUCAAUGUAAUUCUGUUAUACCAGCUUUUCACUCUGAAAGCAUUGCUACUAAAUGAAAAUACUUUGGGUCUCAUUUUCUAUAUGUAGUUCAGAACUACUGUUGACAAAAUCUAAAGAAAAUUUAUUAUCUUUUUCAGGAAUAUCAAUCUAUAGUUUUACAACAGCAUUAUUUUUCCAAUAUUGUUUUCUGCUACCUUUUGGUUUUUUGCACAGAAACACAUAAUUUGAGUGCUCUGAACAAUUUGACUCCAGAAUUUAGAUGUGUGAUAUUCUUGGUACUUACACAAUAUAUCACUGCUUGAUUCCCCGAUGAGCAAAUAGUUGUUCCCUCUACUUUAUGUAAAUAAUUCACAUCUUUAUGUAUUUAUUUAGACUGGAACAGUGUAUUAAUAAUCUCUUGAUACAAGAUUAUUCUUGGUCUUAGUAUACCAUGCUAUUGUGUAUAGUCCUCCAGUGACUUAAAAAAUUAUAGUGAUUACUUUUAUUAUCAUUUCUAGAUUUUCCUGUUGAUAGAGGUUAUUUGACUUGCAGUUUUUCAUUUUAUAGAUAUUUCAGUCACAUACAUGAAAAUCACAAUUUUCUGUUGCUGUCUUUUGACCCUGAGUUAUUUUUUCAUUUUGUCAUUUACAGGGUUUUUCGGUGAAAUUCAGAAACAUUUGCUAUGUUUUCUUUAGAAUUCCAAGAUUUUGUUUGUGCCUAGCACAUAUGAAUUAAGCAGAGACUCAUUAGUAGUGCCUUAAGAACACUCUAUUUGUUCUACAGAUUUUUCAUCUACAUUUUAUUGUAAAAUCUGAAUUACAUAAACAGUGGAGUUAUACUGAAAGUUUUCAAAAAGAAGGGAGCAUAUAAAUUAUUGGAUUUAACAGCUAAUCAGGUUUAAUAUGGGGAAGAUAAUUGCAUGAAAUUGGGGAUAGAUUGAGUCUUGUUUCUCUCUUACAGUAAAUGGCUAGGCUAAGAAGAAAAAACUUAAAAUCUCAAGAUAAAUUAUGAAAAGACACGAAUGUUUCUAAAUCCAGAUAUGUGAGGGUUGUAAAUACUAAAAGUGAUAUUUAAAAGGUUGCGUAAUAGUGACAAGGAAAUAACAAAAAUAAAAAUAACUUGUGGAUUGGAAUAAAAAUUCAGUGUAUAUUGUGAAAUAGAAAUAUUUAUUAGGGGAAUUGUUAUGACAGGACAUCAUGCUGCUCACUGAUUUAUGGUUCAGCAUGGUGUAGAGUGGAAAGCAUAGAUGAUAUUGGAGUCCUUGAUGGUAUUCUGUAGAUUUGGGGUUUUUUCUUGUUUAACCACACCAAAGAUAUCUCAAAAUCUUAUCUCAAAGGUAAAUACUAAAGAAAUCUCGAUGCUCUUUGCUAGAUUUUCAAAUUACUGAAAGAGAAGGCCCUUCAGGAAGGAGCUACCUCCUCUCUCAAAUGUUCUGUCAAUACCAAAAAAUGUCUGAGUGACAAAAUAAACAUCUUAGUAUUUUCAUUAUAAUUAGCAAGCAAGGAGCAAGAAGUGAUCUUUUUAAGAUCAAGAGUUGGCUUAAUCAUGUAGGUCAAGAUUUGAUGGUGAUGCACCUCUCGUGUCCAAGGCAGGAGGGAUGCUUUGCCUUUCAAAGCAGACCACUUGGCCCACAGUUCAGUGCUGGUUGUUUUGGUUGUCAGGAGCCUGGUGCGUCCAAAUAAUUCCCCUUUGCCAGUGGCUUCUGAAAAGAGUUGUCUAGAGCUAUUGGCAUGGACUGCGGUGGAAGUUUUCCAGUGCAUGAUGGUGAUGGCUUUCCACCAGCUUUGGCCAGCAUCAUCAGCACAAAUGGUCUGUGAAGUUUCCCAUUACCUUCUGUAAAAUGCUGAGGCCCUAUUUCCCUGCCACCUGCCAAUCACAAUGUCACCAUCUGUCAUGAGAAUUAGGUAUGACCUGCAGUGUUUUAUACAAUCCGGUGGCACUUUACUCUUCCUGUUGUUUCUGCUACUCUUUCCUUCCCUGAAUAGGCUGGUUGAAGCUUAUCUGAUGCAUCUUGGUUUGCAAACCUUCUCUGAAAAAACCCCAGUUACAAGUAGCUGAUAGUGUGUUAGCAGAAGGUGGGUAUUGAGAACACGGUCAGUGCCAUUUCAGAAAACUUAGAGAAUAACUGACCCCAAACAAAAAAAAGGGGAGUUGUUUUAAUACACUUGGAAAUUUAGUUGUGCAACCAUAUUUUGCAGCUGCUGAAACACAUCACAGUCCUGGUUUCAAAAUGAGCUUUAAAGAGAUGUGCUUUUUCAUUGUAUUUCACUAAUGGAUAUUGUAGUUAAAAGUAAAAAUUUCUGAGUUCAAUUAGGUGAAUAUAACUGCUAUAGAGUUUUCAAGGAAAGGUUGAACUUGUGAAGAUUAGCCUGAGGGAAAGAACUUGGACAAAAGUUUGGUCAUUUAAAAUGUAUUGAUCAGAGAGAAAAUGAUAAACCAUUUUGACUAAAGGUGAAAUGAAAGGAAAUGCUAAUAAUAAAUGGAUCAUUGUUAUUUGAAGAGAAGGGGAGGCUUUUGUCACUCAUCUGGCACAGAUGAGUAACAAAAACAUUUCAUGAAGUGGAGAAGUCUUCAGUCAGAACCUUAAGAGAAGGACUCUUGUGACUCAAAAAAUAAAUGUGUUUGACCAAGUAUUUUGUGAUUUGAGUUUAGCUGAAAGAAUCACAUCUAACAGAAAUCAGUCCUUCCCUCUAAAUAUUUGGGAUUUGACAGAGGUAUCUUAAAGCUCAGAAACGAAUUUCUUUUAUUUAUUAUUGCUUGAUUAUCUGGCAUGUAAAGUUUAAGAGAUUAUGUUUUUUUUGUUGUUGUUGUUUUUAUAAGUAAUGCAAUAGAAAUAAUAAGGGAAAGGGCUAUUAACGUAUUCUAUGUUCUGGGUUUUUUUUUGUUCUGUGUGUGGUGUUUUUCAGGGUUUGGUUUUUUUUGUUGUUUGUUUCUUCUUUGUUUCUUGUUUUCUUUAACAUGUUAGCACUAAUAUUGGGAAUCAUGAAACAGUUUUAAGUGUGAGUACUGUAAAGCAGGAUCCUCAAUUUAACCACUUGAAAGGCCAUAUAUGCAUUGUUAGCAGGAAGCUUAUACAUAGAACUGACAACAGCCAGGUAGGACUGCAGUACAAAAAUGAUCUAUUUCAAAGGGCUGAAAUGUGCACAAAUGAAGUGUACAACUUUAAACACUUUAAGUGGUUGUGUUUCAAUCUGUAAAACCAAUUUUGUUUCCAAAGUAUGAAUUCUUGAUAAAAGGUAGGCUUUUGUGAUUUAUUGGAUUUAAAUUAGUAACAUUCAAAAUGUUAUGCAUUUACUUCUUAUCUGUCAAAAAAAAUUGUCUUCAAAUAAAAUUUAUUGUAGCAUGUUGUGGUUUUGGUGAUAUAAAAAUUGCUUAGCAGACUGUGUAAUAAUAUUUAAUUCUUCCUUUGUGCUGCACAAAACUCAGUAAUUACAAGAAGGGUUUUUUAAUAUGUAUUAAUAAGGCAUGAAAACUUCCUACCCCCACCCUUUUUUAAAAAAUCUUUGAGUCAUCCUGUCAGUUUUGACAUUUUCUUAAGCCUGCUUAUGAAGGAGAUUUUUGUUGUGUUUUGAGUAAGACAGGAAGGUCCUAGGGAUACUUAGGAACUGAAAAAGUGCCAGUCUGUAUCAAGAGCAGACUCAACAAUGUGGAAGAAAAAUGAGUUUAUAUUAUCCUGAGAAUAAGUAUUUUGAGAUUAAGAAAAUGUAUGGAACUUCCUAAUAGAGAAAUCCUAGAAGAAGCCAAGCUCAGGAAGGUUGGGUUGUUACUGUUUUUCUUGGCUGGUGUUGACAAUGUGUAUCAAGUACCUAGGGAUGGGUGAAGCUGAAAGUCAUGGCUCUCAAGUAGAAACUUGAGGUCAGUCUGAUUUUUGAAGGAUGAAAUAUAAGAAAUGUAUAUUUCAAUGUCAGCCUCACACAUUCUGUCUUGAAAAAAAAUCAUCACACUGACAAUAGACAGCAUAUUUUAAAUAUCAAUGAAACGGUGAUAUAGUAUUGCAAGAGAGUGGAAAACUGCCUUCAAGAUGUAGAGUUUUAAAAUUCAAAACUGGGUAGCUACAUUAAGUGAUCUUUUGAAACAAUUGAGUUCUUUUCUGUGUCUUGUUUUUCAUGGGCUAAGUUUAUGGGUAAUACUGAUCUCACAUUAAAAACUGAAUCUAAUGGAUGACUCACAUAGCAAAAAAUGGCUGGAUUUUUCUCUCUGCGGCACAAGUCUGGGUUUUAUUUUACUUUAAGGUAAAAUAUUUUUUCAGCUGUAGUGAAAGUACGUGUUGGAUAUCAUGUACUAUCAACCCCUUACAGUUGAAAAGAUUUGAACAGCUAGUAGGAGGAAAGUACUUGAUGUCCCCUGUUUGAGCCUUUGGUCCUUUAGAAUCACGGCCAUGCAUGACAAGAGAGCUCAGCUAUUAAACAAGGUCUGUGCAGGAGCAGGUGGAAGGACACAAGAAGUGACCAGAAAACGUAUCAAGUGGGUGAAAAAAUGUGCAGUCGUUGGUUUGGAUAGAGGGUGUUGAGUGAUGUGGGCAUAGUGCUUAGCUUCACCUUUUUACUGUUUACCUUCACUAGGCAAGAUUUUUUAAGAGCUUUUUGAAGAGACUAAAAUUCUUUGUGACAGGUUGUUUAGUGGCCGGAUGUGUUGCUUGGUUUUUAUUUAUUUUUUAGGGGGACUGUGCGUGAAAUAGUUUCUAUGUGUGCCGGUAUAUUUUUCUGGGUGUCAAAGAGAUGCCUUUAUUAUUUUCCUUCACACUUGUUUUAGAACAAAGUGACUUAUUUUUAUUAUCUGUAGAGUUCCUAACUUUAUACAAAUGAUACCAUUAUUCAUAAUAUUUUUAUGCUAUAAAAAACCCCUCUUAUACCAUCUCAUGAUUUUCUGUCAAUGGUUAAUUUUGGUGUAUUUAGCACUGCUGUACAUUAAGACAUUUCUUCUCUGUUUUCUAUAUGCAGAAUUUCACAAUGCUAAUAAUCACAUGUGGUUAUAGGUAACUAAGGCAGGUUUGCAUUUUAGACUGUGGAAUAUUUGGCUAUAAGAGCUUUUUAUCCGUUUCCAGUUCUUAAACACUUCUGUUCACUACUCUUUCUAGUUUAGUUUUUGUUCUUAUUGUAAAGCUGUGUAUCUGAAUUGAUUAACAUCUGAACGGCGCUUUUGUACCAAAGAUUAGCCAGUUGUGUGGAAUAAAGCAGACUGCUGUGUGCACUUUUUUUUUGUUAUCCUUUAUGCUUUCUGUAAAAACCUACUUUCAUUUCUUUCAUGAAAAUGAAUACUAAAAGGUUUAAAAAUGAAAUCAAAGGGCAUGCCACAAUAAUUUGUUUAAUUCAGUGACAUUGUUUAAAUGGUUACUUGAGCCAAGUAGUUGCUCGAGCCACACAGUACGUUCAUAUUAAUGUAUGUGUGUAUGUCUAUAUUCAUAUAUGCAUGUGGUCAUUUUCAGCUGUUAAUUGAAGGUAAUAAGGUUUAAAUUGACUGUAUGGCAGAAUAAGCAGCACAGCCCACAAGCACUUGAGUUUUUGACCAGAAAGUGUUUUCCAUCCUUGCAGUGAUCCCCUGUAGAGGCCGUAUCAUAGAUCUGACCAAGGCUACUGAGUCAUGCACAUGGCUCUGACUUUCUGAUCAUAAGGUCAGAGUUUGAGUGAAGUCACAGAUAACACAAAUACUUUCAUUUUUACUGAGACAACAAAGACCUCUUAGCCGUUGCUGUGUAGUUAAUGUUUUCUGAGUGCUCUCCCAAAGACAAAGCACUUCUUGGUUCCAAAUCCAUUAUUGCUCUUCCCCAUGGUCUGACAGCUCUGUGCCCUUCAAAAGGAAGAGAGCAGUGAAAUACAUUGCAUGCUGUAAGUGUCCAGUUGUCUUCGCUGACCAAGUGAAAAAAUGAUGAUGUGGAAGAUCUUAAAGCAAAAUCCUUCCCUUUCAGAAAAUUUCCUGCUUCCAUUUACUGAAUUGAUCUGUGAGUGAAACACUUGCUGUGUGUACAAUUUAUGGUGCAAGAUCAAAUUGUCCAGAAGAAAAUACUAUUUGCCUAUGGCAAAUGCACAAAAAUAUUCUGGAUGGCUUAUCCUUUAAAAACAAUGUUUUCAGUAUGUACUGCUACAAGAAAACAGAAGAUUUCAUUAGGAGUUAAGAAUCUGUCUGAGCUGUGAACCCUAAGAUAAUUAGAAUAAUUGGUCUCUAGCCUAACAUGUUGCUACUACGUAGCUACUUAAUGUGAGGUAGUCAUGUUUCUUUGGUAAGUGGGUGACUUAGAAAUAAAAUGUGUCAAUUAAAUUCAGAUACUCUAGAAAAACUCUGCGAAUAUGAAAUUCCAAAUAUAUAGAUAUCAAAGAGAAUGAACCAGCUGUUCAAAAACUUUCUAAGAUGCUUUAAAAGAAACAAUUGCAAAUAAGAAAAAAUCAAUAAUAGAAUAUUGAUUAUGUAAAUAAACAUUAUUUCCAAUUUUAGAUUGUUUUCAUCAUGAUAAAAAACAUACCCCAAGAUGUACUGGGCAGCUUCUUUUUUCAGUACUUUCAUUGAACUAGUAACAGAUGUUAGGCCUUUCAGGUAGAGAUGGCUGAUGUUAGAUUUAUAUAAAACAAAUUCUAUUUAAGUCUUCCAUAUUUUGAAAAGCAGAUUACACAAUUUCAAGAUAUUGUAUUUCUCACAUCUAGCACAUUCUUGGUUUCGAGGUGCAUAGAAAGGAAUGUUAAAUAUCAGCUUGUUCAGUGUUUAGUAGUUAAUUGGGCAAAGCAUGUUUUAAGCAUGUUUGGGUAAAGCAAGUAUUUAAGCAUGUUUUACCUGAAAUCUUUAUUAAUAUUAAAAAUCAAACAAUUAAUUAGCAUUUAAAGAUAUUACAUUUUUCUCUUCAAAAUACAGUAAAAGUAUUGUAAUUAAGGAUUUUGAUUCUUUUCAUGCCUGCUGCUGAGUUUAUGAAAAUAAUCUUUCACCCUGGUUUUUCCAUUUAUGAAAAAGGAAUGGUCCCAGUCCUAGUCAAGUGCUCUGAUGCUUGUGGAAAAUAAAUCUGCUCUGUGUGUAUGUUCAGUGUUAUCUCUAUGAUGUCGAGAAUUCCUUCAGGAGAAUUUAUUUGCAAUGACAAUUUUUUUAAAAUUUUGGUUACAUGCUCUUUAUUUUGCUCAUUUGAAAACAAAUUUAAGGCUAAAAUGGAGCUCAUGUCUACAUAAUAUCUGAUCAGCAGAAUGCCCUCUGCUGAAUAAUACCGUGAUGUAUAUAGCAUAAUUCCAUAAAUUGAAUAGGAAUUAGUUGUUUGCUAAUUAGUUGCUUUGAAUGUAGUUCAUGUAGCUUUAUAUUUAACACCUCAGUCCUUGCAAUCAGAAAUUUGUCUUUCAUUUACUUCUUAUUGAUGCUUUAUUUUCGUAAGUGGAAAUACAAAUAACUUUUGUGUUUGAUCACAGUCAGUAUUAACCUUCUAAAACAACACAGUAAGCUUAAACCAACUUCCAUUAAGUAUGUGUGUGUUAGAUUACUUUUAGAUUUCUACUUUUCAAUGCGUUGUGAGAACAGGUACAUUGGGGGAAAAGAAAUAUUCACUGACAUGCCCCAGAGAUGAAAAACAGACAUUUUUAGGAAAAAUUAAAUUAUGAAUUACAAAUAAUAGUGUAAGAGAUUAAAAGGUGUUGAUAUGGGGUGGAAAAAAUAUAGCCAUGCUUAAACAAUUAUUUUUAUUGGUAAAGGGAAAAACAAACCGAAAAAAUCCCGCACCUACCUCUUCCCCCAACGAAAAGCCCAGCAAAAACCAAAACACCCAAGCAAAAAAAACCCAAAAACCCAAACCCCAAGCUUCACAUGCUUUCACAUGGCCUCCCAGCAAUCAGUUACUGAAAACAUAGAUCAGGAGAACUAAGAAAUAUCCUUGUUUCUGUUGCUUAGCUGGAACAUAGAGUAACUGGUAUCCAAGUUGAGGAGUGGGUUUUGGAAUUCCUAGGUAGAAAAAUCUAGUAGUUGAUAUCACAGUAAUUGGUUUGGGCUAUUGCUCUUGUAUACAUUGAGUCUUUAAGCUGUAUAAAGCUGUGUGAUAAGGAACUGUAGCGCUGAGCUGGAGAUGUGAGUAGAUCAGCUACGUGGUUUUAUCUUUCUGGCAGUAAAUUAUACAGUAGGACAAAUAGAUAAGACCCAAGGUUUGGGUGUUUUCUGGUGGAGGAAAAAUAAACAGUGAUAAGUUGCAAAUCAGAAAAUAUGAUAACCACUAAAGAAAGUAAUUUUCAGGCUCCUGACAGAACUACUUUAUCUGAAGGGUUCUUGGGGUAUGAAGAUCACUCUGGGUUGCAAGCAAAUGUUUUUGGUCAUUAAGUAACUGUCUUUAGAUUUUGGAAAACAGUGAAAUAAGGACAGUCUUUUUGACUCCUUAAAAUGCUGAUAAAGCUGUAAAAUGGGAACAGAAAUGGGAAAAGUUAAUAUCUUUGUUAGCUAAAAUGUUUUAUAAUAUAAUUGAAUUUUUGCUAAAUGUCCUAGCAUGUUGUAUUUUGUAUUAAGAGCUGAAAUUGAUUCCUUAGGACAGCUACCACCAUAGGGUCUCUUGGGUGGUUUAACUAAAUAGUUAGGAGAAAAAUAAUUAAAGAAAAUCUGACAUUUGUAUAUGUGGUUUCUACAGCACAGAAACUACCUGAACAUUCUAAGAUUACUUUUUUCCCUGCAAGUUUGUUUAAUUUACUUCCUUCUUUUUAAUAUACAUAAUUGACAAAAAUAGAACAUGCCAUUUGGGUCAAGAAAAUGCUCUAAAAUUUUAGUUAGGCCUUUAUGAAAUAUGGAACUUAUAUAAAUGAUGUCAAUUCAGAUGAGGAUUGCACUAGUUAAUGCUAAGUGGGCUGCAUGUAUUUAACAAAGAGAAUAAUUAGUUAAUGCAUCAUUAGCAAAAAAAAAAAUUUUUUUCAUCCUUCAUAACUGAGUGUGCAUAAACAAGCCAUGUUUGUUGUUCUGGACUGUAGGUUUGCCUUUUCAGUCUUGCUAAGUUACAAAUGCUAUUGAUGAUCUGUACCAGUUCAAUGGAUGUAUGACAAAUGACUUGGGCACCAGCAUUAAGAAAUCUCUCAAAUGGGCUAAACUAUAUUAAUGUCUUAACAGCAUUUUGUUCUUAUGGAUUUUUGUGCACAAAGUAUCCCACACUGGUACUUGCAGCAAGUGUUUAAUCUAAAGCAGUGUCAGGUGUGCUUCUGAAGGGGUUUGCAGCUCAGUGUGCCCUACUACUUGUCUAUCCAAACAGCAUAAACAUGGAAAAAUCAACUGCAAGCACAGAAUGGGAGAAAGUAAUGUCUUACCUGCUGUGAUGCUCAUGAAUCAAGAGAUAGUUUAUGUUAAUGAUUCCUGUGCUGGAGAUGAGUAUAGUUAGCUUAGACUUUUGUUUUGAAAGGUUGCUGGAAUAGAAGUUGCUGGAAUACUGAGUUGUUUCCGUCUUCAUGAACAGAUGUGGACUGACAGGUUUAAUUUUGUGGAAAGAAAAAUUUGUCAUGUUAGUGCUAAAUUUAAGGAGUCUAUUGCAAGGUGAGAGAAAGUCUGUGAGACAUUGGCAACAAUCAGGCAACUAUUCCUUUAUCUUUAGAGGUGAAUGUAAGCUGAAUGUAGAGAAGACUUGCCAGUAAGCUGGACUGAUGUGCCCAGAGAAGGAAUGAAGUAUGGAUGUGAAGGAACGUAGGCCUUAUUGCUCCCUGACAAAGAGCAGACGGGACAAGGAGCGUCGCUAUACAAACUCUUCUGCAGAAAAUGAGGAGUGCAGAGUGCCUACUCAGAAGUCUUACAGCUCCAGUGAAACCUUGAAAGCUUUUGAUCAUGAUUCUUCUAGGUUGCUGUAUGGAAACCGGGUAAAAGAUUUGGUCCACAGAGAAGCAGAUGAGUAUACCAGACAAGGACAGAAUUUUACCCUAAGGCAGUUAGGAGUUUGUGAACCAGCAGCUCGUCGAGGACUGGCAUUUUGUGCGGAAAUGGGGCUCCCCCACAGAGGUUACUCUAUCAGUGCAGGGUCAGAUGCUGAUACUGAAAAUGAAGGAGUGAUGUCUCCAGAGCAUGCCAUGAGACUUUGGGGCAGGGGGGUCAAAUCAGGGCGCAGUUCCUGUCUGUCGAGCCGUUCCAACUCAGCCCUCACUCUGACUGAUACCGAACACGAGAACAAGUCCGACAGUGAAAAUGGUCCUCCCAUGCCAUCCUCCUCAUCUAGUCCAUCAGUUACUGAACAUUUACACUCCCCUCCUCCAUCACCCAAUCUCCAUGACAACCAGAGGUGGUUAUUAAGUAAUAAUGCCAGCCAGCCAGUUCAGGACUCUGAUACAGAUGAGGACUAUACUGCCGGCUCAUAUCUAGUACAGACCAGUGAUAAUCCAGUAUCUGUCCCAGGUCAUGAGCAACCUCCAAAUAACCAAGGCCAGUCGACCCUGCAGCCUUUACCACCUUCUCACAAGCAACAUUCAGCACAGCAUCACCCAUCCAUCACCUCACUUAACAGAAACUCACUGACAAACAGGAGGAAUCAGAGUCCGGCCCCGCCGGCUGCUUUGCCCGCCGAGCUGCAAACCACACCUGAGUCAGUCCAGCUGCAGGACAGCUGGGUGCUUGGCAGUAAUGCACCUCUGGAAAGCAGAGAAUUAGAAAGUCAAGCAGUCCUUGCAAAUGGUCAUGACAACCUUAUAGAGAUGGAUGUGUUUUCUCCAACAUAUCAGGAUAGCAGUUAUGGGCAUUUCCUAUUCAAAACAGGAACAGGGACCACACCGCUGUUCAGCACUGCCACGCCAGGGUACACAAUGGCAUCGGGUUCUGUUUAUUCCCCUCCUACUCGGCCACUACCUAGGAACACCCUGUCCAGAAGUGCUUUUAAAUUCAAGAAGUCUUCAAAGUACUGUAGCUGGAAAUGUACUGCACUCUGUGCUGUAGGGGUCUCAGUGCUGCUGGCAAUACUGCUGUCCUACUUUAUAGCAAUGCAUCUGUUUGGCCUCAACUGGCAGUUGCAGCAGACUGAAAAUGAUACAUUUGAGAAUGGAAAAGUGAAUUCUGAUACUGUGCCAACACAUCCUGUAACAGUUCCUGCUGGAGACAGUGGAAAAUUAGGAGGAUUUGCGCAAGAAAACAACACUAUAGAUUCUGGAGAACUUGAUAUAGGCCGAAGAGCGAUACAAGAAGUGCCCCCUGGGAUUUUUUGGAGAUCACAACUGUUCAUUGAUCAGCCACAAUUUCUAAAAUUCAAUAUAUCCCUUCAGAAAGAUGCAUUGAUUGGAGUAUAUGGUCGAAAAGGCUUACCGCCUUCACACACUCAGUAUGACUUUGUGGAGCUCUUGGAUGGCAGCCGGCUCAUUGCGAGGGAGCAACGCAACCUGCUGGAGUCGGAGCGAGCAGGACGGCAGGCGAGAUCCGUCAGCCUCCACGAGGCAGGUUUUAUCCAGUAUUUGGAUUCUGGCAUCUGGCACCUGGCCUUUUAUAAUGAUGGGAAAAAUGCAGAGCAGGUGUCUUUUAAUACCAUAAUUAUAGAGUCUGUGGUGGAAUGCCCCCGAAAUUGCCAUGGUAACGGUGAAUGUGUUUCUGGAUCCUGCCAUUGUUUUCCCGGGUUUCUGGGCCCUGAUUGUUCAAGAGCAGCCUGCCCGGUGCUGUGCAGUGGCAAUGGGCAGUACUCCAAAGGACGCUGCCUGUGCUACAGUGGCUGGAAGGGCACUGAGUGUGAUGUGCCUACGAGUCAGUGCAUCGAUCCCCAGUGCGGGGGACGGGGCAUUUGCAUCAUGGGCUCUUGUGCCUGCAACUCUGGGUACAAAGGAGAAAACUGUGAAGAAGCGGAUUGCUUGGACCCAGCCUGCUCCAGCCACGGUGUGUGCAUCCACGGCGAGUGCCACUGCAACCCGGGCUGGGGGGGCAGCAACUGUGAAAUCCUGAAAACAAUGUGCUCUGACCAGUGCUCUGGGCAUGGCACCUACCUUCAGGAGAGUGGGAGCUGCACCUGCGACCCCAACUGGACAGGUCCAGAUUGCUCCAAUGAGCUGUGUUCGGCGGACUGCGGCGCGCACGGCGUGUGCGUGGGCGCCGCGUGUCGCUGCGAGGAGGGCUGGACGGGCGCUUCCUGCAGCCAGCGCGCCUGCCACCCGCGCUGCGCCGAGCACGGCACCUGCAAGGACGGCAAGUGCGAGUGCAGCCAGGGAUGGAACGGAGAGCACUGCACCAUUGCUCACUAUUUGGAUAAGAUAGUGAAAGAGGGCUGCCCUGGUUUGUGCAACAGCAAUGGGAGAUGCACACUGGACCAGAAUGGCUGGCACUGUGUCUGCCAGCCAGGAUGGAGGGGAGCCGGCUGUGACGUAGCCAUGGAAACCCUCUGCACUGACAGUAAGGACAAUGAAGGAGAUGGGCUAGUUGACUGUAUGGAUCCUGACUGCUGUUUGCAGAGUUCUUGCCAAAACCAACCUUAUUGUCGUGGCCUGCCUGAUCCCCAGGAUAUCAUCAGCCAAAGCCAGCAGUCUCCAUCUCAGCAAGCUGCCAAAGCAUUCUAUGACCGGAUCAGUUUCCUCAUCGGAGCAGACAGCACCCACGUCAUACCUGGGGAAAGCCCUUUCAAUAAGAGUCUUGCAUCUGUCAUAAGAGGCCAAGUAUUAACUGCUGAUGGAACACCACUCAUUGGAGUCAAUGUUUCCUUCCUACACUAUCCAGACUACGGAUAUACAAUCACUCGCCAGGAUGGAAUGUUUGACUUGGUAGCGAAUGGUGGUGCCUCUCUGACACUGGUGUUUGAGCGAUCCCCGUUCCUGACACAGUAUCACACAGUAUGGAUUCCCUGGAAUGUCUUUUAUGUCAUGGACACCCUUGUCAUGAAGAAGGAAGAGAAUGACAUUCCCAGUUGUGACCUAAGCGGAUUUGUAAGGCCAAACCCUGUUAUCGUGUCCUCGCCUUUAUCCACUUUCUUUAGAAUUUCUCCUGAAGAUAGUCCCAUCAUCCCAGAGACACAGGUACUUCAUGAAGAAACAACAAUACCAGGGACUGACCUGAAGUUAUCAUACUUGAGCUCCAGGGCUGCAGGAUAUAAAUCUGUACUGAAGAUUACUAUGACCCAAUCUGUUAUACCAUUUAAUUUAAUGAAGGUUCAUCUUAUGGUGGCAGUGGUGGGAAGACUUUUCCAAAAAUGGUUCCCUGCAUCCCCCAAUCUAGCAUACACCUUCAUAUGGGAUAAAACUGAUGCAUACAAUCAGAGGGUCUACGGAUUAUCUGAAGCUGUUGUGUCUGUAGGUUACGAGUAUGAGUCUUGCUUGGAUCUGACUCUCUGGGAAAAGCGCACUGCCAUUUUGCAGGGUUAUGAGCUGGAUGCCUCCAACAUGGGUGGUUGGACAUUGGAUAAACAUCAUGUGUUGGAUGUUCAAAAUGGAAUCCUCUACAAAGGGAAUGGUGAAAAUCAAUUUAUAUCUCAGCAACCCCCAGUUGUUAGUAGCAUUAUGGGCAACGGGAGACGACGCAGCAUCUCCUGUCCAAGCUGCAAUGGUCAAGCUGAUGGUAACAAAUUGCUGGCUCCAGUUGCCUUGGCUUGUGGGAUAGAUGGCAGUCUGUACGUGGGGGAUUUCAACUACGUCCGGCGGAUAUUCCCAUCUGGAAAUGUAACUAGUGUUCUGGAGCUGAGAAAUAAAGAUUUUAGACAUAGCAACAACCCAGCUCACAGAUACUACCUGGCAACUGACCCCGUGACGGGAGAUUUGUACGUUUCCGACACAAACACACGCAGGAUAUACCGGCCCAAGUCGCUCACUGGUGCAAAAGACCUGACCAAAAAUGUUGAGGUCAUAGGAGGAACGGGGGAGCAGUGCCUGCCCUUCGAUGAGGCAAGGUGUGGUGAUGGAGGCAAGGCGGUGGAGGCAACUCUCAUGAGCCCUAAAGGAAUAGCAAUAGACAAGAAUGGGUUAAUCUACUUUGUUGAUGGGACCAUGAUCAGAAAAGUGGAUCAGAAUGGAAUAAUAUCGACGUUGCUUGGCUCCAAUGACCUUACCUCAGCACGACCUCUAACCUGUGAUACCAGCAUGCACAUCAGCCAGGUUCGUCUGGAAUGGCCUACAGAUUUAGCUAUCAACCCAAUGGAUAACUCCAUUUAUGUGUUGGAUAACAACGUGGUUCUGCAGAUCACGGAGAACCGCCAGGUGCGCAUUGCCGCGGGGCGGCCGAUGCACUGCCAGGUGCCGGGCGUGGAGUACGUGGUGGGCAAACACGCCGUCCAGACCACGCUGGAGUCGGCCACCGCCAUUGCCGUGUCCUACAGCGGCGUGCUCUACAUCACAGAAACCGAUGAGAAAAAGAUAAACAGGAUAAGGCAGGUCACAACUGAUGGAGAGAUCUCUUUAGUUGCUGGAAUACCCUCGGAGUGUGAUUGCAAAAAUGAUGUUAACUGUGACUGCUACCAAAAUGGAGAUGGCUAUGCUAAAGAUGCCAAACUCAAUGCCCCUUCCUCCUUAGCUGUGUCUCCAGAUGGCACCCUCUAUAUUGCUGACCUGGGAAACAUUAGGAUACGGGCUGUGUCAAAGAACAAACCCUUAAUGAACUCAAUGAACUUCUAUGAAGUUGCUUCUCCAACUGACCAAGAGCUGUAUAUCUUUGAUGUCAAUGGUACCCACCAGUACACUGUGAGUUUAGUCACCGGGGACUACCUGUACAACUUCAGCUACAGCAAUGACAAUGAUAUUACUGCGGUGACCGACAGCAACGGGAAUACUCUUCGGAUCAGGCGGGAUCCCAACCGAAUGCCAGUAAGAGUGGUCUCUCCUGAUAACCAAGUCAUCUGGCUGACCAUAGGCACCAAUGGAUGUUUGAAAAGCAUGACUGCACAAGGGCAGGAGCUGGUCUUAUUUACCUACCAUGGCAACAGUGGACUUCUGGCAACCAAAAGCGAUGAGACUGGAUGGACCACUUUUUUUGACUAUGAUAGCGAGGGCCGUCUAACAAAUGUUACAUUCCCAACUGGAGUCGUCACUAACCUUCAUGGGGAAAUGGAAAGGGCCAUUACAGUGGACAUUGAGUCAUCCAGCAGAGAGGAAGAUGUCAGCAUCACUUCCAACUUAUCAUCAAUCGAUUCUUUCUAUACCAUGGUUCAAGAUCAAUUAAGAAAUAGUUACCAGAUUGGUUAUGAUGGCUCACUGAGAAUCCUGUACGCCAGCGGCCUGGACUCACACUACCAGACAGAGCCACACGUCUUGGCUGGCACUGCCAACCCAACCAUGGCAAAGAGAAACAUGACCCUGCCAGGGGAGAAUGGGCAGAACCUGGUGGAGUGGCGAUUCCGGAAAGAGCAAGCCCAAGGAAAAGUCAAUGUCUUUGGCCGAAAACUUAGGGUUAAUGGCAGAAACCUCCUUUCAGUUGACUUUGAUCGAACCACAAAGACAGAGAAGAUCUACGAUGACCACCGUAAAUUCCUGCUGCGGAUUGCCUACGACACGUCAGGGCACCCCACCCUGUGGCUCCCGAGCAGCAAGCUGAUGGCUGUCAAUGUCACCUAUGCAUCCACAGGUCAAAUAGGCAGCAUACAGAGAGGCACGACUAGUGAAAAAAUAGAGUAUGAUGGACAGGGAAGGAUAGUGUCUAGAGUGUUUGCUGAUGGGAAAACCUGGAGUUACACAUACUUGGAAAAGUCAAUGGUUCUUCUGCUCCAUAGCCAACGGCAGUAUAUCUUCGAAUAUGAUUUGUUGGAUCGGCUCUCCGCUGUCACCAUGCCCAGUGUUGCUCGUCAUACCAUGCAGACUAUCCGCUCCAUUGGCUAUUACCGGAACAUAUACAACCCCCCGGAAAGCAAUGCUUCUGUUAUCAUGGACUACAACGAGGAAGGGCAGCUCCUUCAAACUGCUUUCCUGGGGACAAGCCGGAGAGUAUUAUUCAAGUACAGACGGCAGACCAAGCUCUCAGAAAUUUUAUAUGAUAGUACAAGAGUUAGUUUUACUUAUGAUGAGACAGCAGGAGUCCUGAAAACAGUAAACCUCCAAAGCGAUGGUUUUAUCUGCACCAUUAGAUACAGACAAAUUGGCCCGUUGAUUGACAGGCAGAUUUUCCGCUUUAGCGAAGAUGGAAUGGUAAACGCCCGAUUUGACUACAGCUAUGACAAUAGCUUCAGAGUGACUAGCAUGCAAGGUGUCAUCAAUGAAACCCCAUUGCCUAUUGAUCUCUACCAGUUUGACGAUAUCUCUGGCAAAGUUGAGCAGUUUGGAAAAUUUGGAGUUAUAUAUUAUGAUAUUAACCAGAUCAUUUCAACAGCUGUAAUGACAUACACAAAACACUUCGAUGCACAUGGGCGCAUCAAGGAAAUUCAGUAUGAAAUAUUUCGGUCAUUAAUGUAUUGGAUUACAAUUCAAUAUGAUAACAUGGGACGAGUGACGAAAAGAGAAAUUAAGAUUGGGCCAUUUGCCAACACCACAAAAUAUGCUUACGAAUAUGAUGUAGAUGGUCAGCUCCAGACAGUUUAUCUGAAUGAAAAAAUAAUGUGGCGAUACAACUAUGACCUGAACGGCAACCUGCACUUGCUGAACCCCAGCAGCAGUGCCCGUCUGACACCGCUGCGGUACGACCUGCGAGACAGAAUAACCCGGCUGGGAGAUGUACAGUACAGGUUAGAUGAGGACGGAUUUCUGCGUCAGAGGGGUACUGAAAUCUUUGAAUACAGUUCAAAGGGCCUUCUUACUCGAGUUUAUAGCAAAGGCAGCGGGUGGACAGUGAUUUACCGCUAUGAUGGACUCGGACGACGCGUUUCCACUAAAACUAGCCUUGGGCAGCAUCUCCAGUUCUUUUACGCAGACCUUACCUACCCAACCAGGAUAACUCAUGUCUAUAACCACUCAAGUUCUGAAAUCACAUCUCUAUACUAUGAUCUGCAAGGACAUCUUUUUGCCAUGGAAAUUAGCAGUGGAGAUGAGUUUUACAUUGCAUCAGACAAUACAGGGACACCACUGGCUGUUUUCAGUAGCAAUGGUCUCAUGCUUAAACAAAUUCAAUACACUGCCUAUGGAGAGAUCUAUUUUGACUCUAACCUGGACUUCCAGCUGGUAAUUGGAUUCCAUGGAGGCUUAUACGACCCACUGACCAAACUAGUCCACUUUGGAGAAAGAGAUUAUGACAUACUGGCAGGCCGGUGGACAACACCUGAUAUUGAAAUCUGGAAGAGAAUUGGGAAGGAUCCAGCUCCUUUUAAUUUGUACAUGUUUAGAAAUAACAACCCAGCCAGUAAAAUACACGAUGUGAAGGAUUAUAUCACAGAUGUUAACAGCUGGCUGGUGACAUUUGGCUUCCAUCUGCACAAUGCCAUCCCUGGCUUCCCUGUUCCAAAAUUUGAUUUAACAGAACCUUCUUAUGAACUUGUGAAGAGCCAGCAAUGGGAAGACAUACCACCAAUUUCUGGAGUGCAACAACAAGUGGCGAGACAAGCAAAGGCUUUCCUUUCCCUGGGAAAGAUGGCAGAAGUGCAGGUCAGCAGACGGAAAUCCAGCGGAGAAAAGUCGUGGCUGUGGUUUGCCACGGUGAAGUCUCUGAUUGGCAAAGGGGUGAUGCUCGCUGUCAAUCAAGGCAAAGUGCAAACAAACGUGCUCAACAUUGCUAAUGAGGACUGCAUAAAAGUGGCAGCUGUUUUGAACAACGCUUACUACCUAGAAAACUUGCAUUUCACUGUGGAGGGAAAGGACACGCACUAUUUUAUCAAGACCACCUCCCCUGAGAGUGACCUUGGGACACUGAGGCUGACGAGUGGCCGUAAGGCCCUGGAGAAUGGCAUCAAUGUCACUGUUUCCCAGUCCACCACUGUGGUGAACGGCAGGACUCGUAGGUUUGCUGAUGUUGAGAUGCAAUACGGCGCUCUAGCGCUUCAUGUUCGCUAUGGCAUGACGCUCGAUGAGGAAAAGGCCCGGAUACUGGAGCAAGCCAGGCAAAGAGCUCUUUCCAGUGCCUGGGCCAGAGAACAACAGAGAGUAAGAGAUGGAGAGGAAGGCGCCAGGUUGUGGACAGAAGGAGAAAAGAGGCAGCUGCUAAGUGCUGGAAAGGUACAAGGAUACGAUGGGUACUAUGUACUCUCUGUGGAGCAAUAUCCAGAAUUAGCAGACAGCGCUAACAAUAUACAGUUCCUCAGACAAAGUGAGAUAGGAAAGAGGUAACACACUGGCUUAGCUCAGGCUGCCAAAGAGACUGUGUACCAGUGUCUUCUAAAAAGGAGACUAAACUGUUUUGCUGCAUUACUACUUGAGCCUAAGCUUACAUCUUUGCUCAGAUUUUUUCUGUAGCACAAUCCAGACUCUGUAACAAAAAGAGCGCCUUCCAGAAGAAUGAUACUGCUAAUGACAAAACUUUUUUUUUCUCAAUGACCUUAAAGGUGAUCUGCUUUAAAGAAUAUGUUUACAUAUGCAUAUCGCUGCACUCAAGUUGGACUGAAAAGUAUUAAAAAAAAAAAAGAAGAAAAAAAGAAAAUUAAAAGGCCUACAGAUUUUGCAACAGGCUGUUUCUUUGAGGCACUGUAUUUAAUUAAGAUACAGACCCAUACAGUGUUUCCAAAUAGUACUGAAUUGUUGACCUUUGCUUACAAGAAGUAGUCUCUCUCUUUCUCUCUCUCUUUUUCUCUCUUUCUCACUGCAUAGGAUGUGGUAUAUAUCUGUUAAUUUUAAAACAUGGGGCAAAAAUUACUGUUUAUAGACAACCCAACUGCAUUAAACUGUGCUGCUUUCUAAAAGGACAUUGGCACAAGUGACUUAUGCUACCAUGGGAAUUUAAUAAUGGAUUUUACAUGCUAACAUGGUUUGCCUUGGGGGGAAAACGGCAAGUAGAAUCCUUGUUGCAUAUAAGCAAAGGAAACCCUGAUUUUUUUGUAAAUUAUGUGAGACAAGUUGUUUAUGGAUUUUUAUAUGAAUUACAAUUUACUGUACAUCAAAUAUUAGUCUCAGAGGAGUUAAUUUAUGUAAAGUGUUUAAAAAAGUUUAUACUUAAAAAUAAAAUGAUAAAAACA
Molecule: messenger RNA, 32442 nt
Organism: Camarhynchus parvulus
Lineage: Eukaryota; Metazoa; Chordata; Aves; Passeriformes; Thraupidae
Gene: TENM3
Product: teneurin transmembrane protein 3
Exons: 33
Coding region: 23150-31600 (2816 amino acids)
Biological process (GO): neuron development; signal transduction; heterophilic cell-cell adhesion
Cellular component (GO): neuron projection; membrane
Molecular function (GO): cell adhesion molecule binding; protein homodimerization activity; protein heterodimerization activity
Source: RefSeq, a predicted model, not a curated record